Messenger RNA from Pyrenophora tritici-repentis Pt-1C-BFP, 1335 nucleotides. Its product is annotated as mitochondrial 54S ribosomal protein mL44. Gene Ontology annotation, cellular component: mitochondrion. Gene Ontology annotation, biological process: RNA processing. The record is from RefSeq and is a predicted model, not a curated record. Gene Ontology annotation, molecular function: double-stranded RNA binding; ribonuclease III activity; structural constituent of ribosome. Lineage: Eukaryota; Fungi; Ascomycota; Dothideomycetes; Pleosporales; Pleosporaceae.
AUGGCUCGACGAACACUGAGAACACACUCCGGGCCAAUUGCUGCUGCUGCUGCCGCCUCCGCCUUCCUUUAUUUUUCUGCUAUCUUGUCCUGUACUGUGGCCUUCAUGAAGCGGAUCCCCCUUUCAAGAUGCGCCUCGCAAUUGCUGGCCCCGCCUCUUCCACAUCGGCCCUCGUGCCCAUAUGCCGCGGCGAAGAAAUUACGGAGAGACAUUAUACCACAUAGCCACCGGAUAAACGCACGCUUUCAGAGCACAGUAGCCAUACCAGACGAGGGGGAAUUGAAACUCGAGGCUGCCGCAAAUGUCGGUGCAUCACCAAUAGAGGAAUCAAGGACUUCUCACCCACGCCCACUCGAGAGCCUCCCAUCACCACACCCUAGUGCUGCCGAGCGCUCGAUAAAACUCCACGCUCUCCGGAGCCGGUUAUCGCUACCAGAACGAUUUCCCCUCCAAGUUCUCGCACGAACCCUUGUACAUCCUUCCGCAGACGCAAAUCCCGCCUUCAACAAUGCUUCGCUAUCCAUACUCGGACGCCAAUUGCUGGGCUACUACACUUCUGAGUGGCUGAUCUGCACCUACCCACGACUACCAAUGGAAGUUGUCUUCGCUGCUGUGGAAGCAUACAUUGGCCCCAAAGCGUUAGCCACAGUUGCUCGGGAGUGGGGUAUUGAGGCGGCGGCGGAACCAGGUGGUGAAGUGGACCCAGGACUCUUACAAUUCAAGAGGAUAGGGGCGGGUGAGGAGCUACCAGAAGCCCUAAGACGGCAGGUACCAUGGAAAUGGAAUGUUACCACAACCCAUAAAAUCUUAAAGUCGGACGCAUUUGGCUCCAACAAUGCAGGGCCGAGUCCACACGCACUGGAAAAGACACCAGUACCCGUUGAGGAAGCAGCACAGUCUUUUGUGCGUGCCCUCAUCGGCGCUCUCCACGUACACCUUGGUUCACCUCUUGUUAAGCGCUUCUUCCGCGACCACUUCCUUAGCCGACACCUCGACAUCAGCACAAUUUUCGACUUCCGCACACCGACACGCGAUCUAUCAUGGCUAUGCAGACGAGAAGGCUUCGAGCCACCCGUGGCCCGCUUAAUAUCAGAAACCGGUCGUCUGAGCAGACAUCCUGUUUUCGUCGUUGGCGUAUACAGUGGGAGGGACAAACUCGGCGAGGCAUCAGGCAGCUCACUAAAUGAAGCGAGGAUAAGAGCGUCGGCAGCAGCACUGAAGGCCUGGUAUCUAUACAAGCCAGUCCAAGUCACAGUACCUAGCAGUACCGAGGGUGAAGUAGACACGAGCAACUGGCGGCCCAACUACGUCGAUUGUGGUGAGGUCAUUGUAUAA